AUGAGUUAACCGCGCAGGGAACCAACAAGAAAAUCAACUAACAGCUACAAGUAAAGUUAAGAUAGGAGUAUGGCAGAUGAAAAAGACCAGAUCUCCUCCAAAAAAACACCUCAUGAAUCUCUAAGAUCAGGAAGAAGUGGACCUCCUGUGCACAGAGUGGGAAAGUAAACUCACUUCUUGCCUAUAGUGAAGGAGACUAACGAGUCCAAGAUCAAGAAUUACUAUGACAGCUUUAUGCAAGAUCACUUUCUCUACGAUUCAAGCAACAAAUUCGCUUCAAAAAAAAUGAAACUUAGAUUGCAAAAGAUCUAACAGGAAAUCGCUUAGACUUCUUAGUCGACCCGAGUAUCUCCUAUCAGGCAAAGUCUGAACGGGUCUCAUAAAAUAAACACAAGUCAUGAAAUCUAAGCUGAAAUUGAAAAAGAGAGAAUACUUAGUACGACUAAAAUAAAUUUGAAUGAUAUCAGUACAUUCUACAUGAUAGACAAAAAUGAUUUUGAAAGAUCAACUAAGUUAGGCUAGAUAGAGACACCCAUAAAUGAAAACAUGCUAGACAAGCACAAGUUCCUAUUAGAUCCAUAGAAUCUGAAACAAUUCUCAGUAGGCAUAAUCUAGAAGAAGAUCUAAGACUUCCGCAAGAUUAAUACGAUUAACUAGUAUCAGCAGAUGGAGAACUAGCUAAAGAGACAGUUUAGCGAGUCAACUGAGCAGCAAAGCCAAUACAAUGAGGAUGAUGACAAAAUGUCUUAUGUGGAGAAGCGAAAGACCAUGAUGCUAAACCCCAUGAGAACAGGGGACAUUACAUUUACAGAGUUGCGAUGCAUUGACAAGAUGAAGACUAUGAAGAGAUGGGAAGAUGCUGAAAAUAUGGGAUUAUCAAGAGUGGAUUCCCUGGUUGAAAGUGUCUACAACAGUGAAAAGAAUGCAGUGUGGAGAAAUUACAAGCCAGAGAGCAGGGACAGACUAUUGCCUACGGAGGCAUCAGAUGAGGAGUUCGACAUAUUUGACAAGAGUGACACUGAAGAUGAGACUGAGAAUAUUAUAGAUGAUCCAGAAUUCACUUUGGUAGCAACUGCUGAAAAUCUUCAAGAAGAAAUUAAGCUAAAGAAGAAGUAAGAAGAACUGGAGAAGAAAAAACAAGAGCUGAUGAUAAAUGGAGGAAAGAACACUCCCAGAAACAAGAAGCACUUCUUUGCAUCAAGUGUAAAAAAUGGACUGACUCCUUAUAACCUAGAUAAAGUGGAAAUAGGUGGAAUGUAUAUAGCCUCGAUAAAGGAACACGGACCACUUGCAGUGUUGCUUAAAAGUCGUGAGCAAGCCAUGAGAUCUAACAAAAAGCUAAAGAACAAGUAUAUUACAGAAAUAUUUAGAUUCUACUGUAAUGAACUGCAAAUUGCUCCUGUCAAGUUUCUUAACUACUUCAGUGAUGGAAUCAUACAGCUGCACAAUUAUAACAUUUAACCAAAUCUCUGCAUUGCAAUUGCUUCUACUUUACCUUAUCUGAUUGAUUUGGAAGGACUUAAGUUUAAAAAUAAUGGCAUCAAGGACGAAGGAGCUGCUCUGCUUCUCAAGGCUUGCUCGCUCUGUCCUAAAUUUAAGAUAUUUCACUUUGAAAAGAAUGAGAUCAAUGAUGAAUUUGUCGAAGUUCUUACUGAACUUAUGGAAGAGUCCUCAGAUACCAUCCAAGAAUUGAGUUUAUCAAGCUCAAAGAAUGUUUCCAAAGUUAUAUCUAAGAUAUGUGAAGCACUGAGAGAUGACUACAAUCUUACAUACCUUGAUCUGUCUCAUAACAACCUAGACGCUAUUUCGACAAAGUACAUUGGAUAUCUUGUAAGAACCACUUAAAAUCUGCAGCAUCUGAAUCUAUCAUAUUGUGCAAUAAGAGGCCACUCAGCUAGAAUACUGCUGAAUUCACUGCUGCUUAACUAAACUAUAAAGUAUUUGAAUCUUUGUUGGAACUCAUUUUCAUCUUCUGACUAUGAGUUUGCCUCUAAACUUGCUAGAAUCAUAUAAGUACAUUAGAAUCUGAUUCAUGUUGACAUCACAUGCACCCAGUUGAAAAGAGAGGAAUGCAUGUUCAUAGCCUAAUGCCUUAAAGACUCAAACUAGAUUGUCAGCUGUCAUCUGACUGGCAAUCAUGUAGACUACUAUAGCAGAAUAUUCUUAAGAGCACAUCUGAAUGCUAUAGUGUAGUUCCCAAAUAAAAAUAGCACUGUUAUUCAAAACGUGGUAUUAGCACAUGAUAGAGCUUAGAUAGUUGGACUAAAUCAAAUAAUCUAGUCUAACUUCAUUAUUCCCAAGAUGCUGAUGCCCUAGCCAUAGCCAUAGCAAGAGUCUCGUGGGGAAUCUCAAUUCAAUUAUGUCAAGGGUAGUCAGCAGCUAAAAGUAGGAACUCAGCAUUCACAAAAAGAUACUUCAGUUAUUAACAUCUCUUUCAACUUGAACUCUGAGACAUCUGACUCAGAAAAUGAGGAAAACAAGAUACUGCCUAACGACCUGAAAGUAUACCUAAGAGAAGACUAAAAGAGGAUAUAUGACAUGAUCAACAUGAUAGAUGUAUAUGGUAGAAAGCAAAAGAAGUUUGAGAUGGUCGAGGAAUUUAAUACUAAGUUCAAGAAGAGCAUCAAUAAUAUCAUGCUUGAUGACGUGAACAAUGCACUCAGAGCAAAGCUAGCAAUAGAAGGCAGGGAUAAAAUGAAUGAGUCUCAGCAAAGCAAGAAAGGGCGCAUCAAGUCAGAGGAAACAGAUUUCUAGAAAGCACUAAAUGUGAUAUUUUAAGCCUAUGAUGAUAAAUUCCUGGCUAAUCCUAUGCAGGGAUUUUUGAAGGAUUUGAUAUUUGCAAGAUAUCUUGGUCAGGAUGAAAUUGAUAAUGGUCAUUAUUGGAGAGACUGCAAUCAAUGCUGGGUUUGUGAGAAAUGGGACAAGGUCAAGGUCGAGUUUUAGUUCUCAGACUCAAUCAUUGAUGCAGAGUUCUAAAAGAUUUAGGACCUUUUAUUAGUCUAGCAAGACAAUAUUGAUAACAAAGAGCUGAAUCCUAUUUGGGAGGAACAUCUGGAAUCUCUGGAUGACGAAUACGAAGCUAAGCCACAACCCUUGGAUAAACUUGAUUCUUCAAAGCGUAUUAUUAAGGAGUUUAGUGGCAGCGGUCAUCUGAAUCAUGAGACGCCAGGUCUUUCAAAUAAGCAGCCCAGAAAGUCAAAUAUCAUUGAAUCUCCUUUAGUCACUCAGGAAAAAAUGCAGAUCUAAACCUAGGAUGUGACUAUGUCCAACUCAAAUGACAAUGAGCCACAGAUAUAUGACUAGAACAUAGUAAGGAUAACUAAGGAUGGAGCAGUUAACUUGCAGCUAGAGGACUUUAAGGGCAAGACGCUCUACAACUCAAACAUUUUUCCAAUCAAGUUAAAUGUUGAAAAAAUAUAGAAGUAGAUCAUCCCCUUCAACAACAUGAACAGUAAUGAUAGUCAAGUGCUAUUGAAUCAGGGCUGUGUGCCUUAUAGACCAUUUCAGAAGAUUUAGCACUAAGCAAAAGAGACUCAUGUGAUUAAACUCCCAAAUAUCUAUUCAUCAAAUGAUAGAUCAAAGGACGAUUUAAGCUCAACAAGUCCAAACACUGGAGCUAAUAACUCAAGAUAGCCCAGCCGAGAUAAAAGACAAAGAAAUAUCUCUGAGAAGCAAAACAGCACUUACCAAAUCUCAAAAGCUCAAAAGCAUGAUGAAUUCCUAUAGAAUGCAAGGCUGCAGUCACCUCAGCUUUCCAAAAAGACUCCUCGAGUCAGAACUAAAAACGAAAUCCUCAAGAUGAAUGAAGAACUGGUCAGCAGCUAUAAGAAUCUGCCAGACACAGACGACGUCUUUUUAGUGGCUAGUUUCAAUCACUGGUUCCCAGUCAAGAUGGUAGUCAAAGCUAAGAAGAAAAUCCUGAUCAUGGAUGAGCAAGCCAAGAAGGAGAAGGUCAUAAAGGACAUGCAAAAUAUGCAGAAGGUCGAGAUGCCUCAAAGCAUUAAACGCAAACAUGAAAAGUCUAAGUCCAGACUGGCUAAGCUGGAAGGAGGUCCAACGAGGGAAGUGUACAGAACUAUUGAGAAGGAUGAGGAGCUCAAGUACGAGAACUAGAAGAUGAAGGUGGAGAGUCUGUUUCAGUACACCAACUUCCUGCCAAGCGGUAAGCACUUCUUCUACUUUAUCAAGAAGGGCAAGUACUUUUGUCUCUCAGACAAGUACAACAUCACCUAGUUCAAGAACACCAAUCUCUACAUGAACGAGAUUAUCAUCAACAAAAGAGAGUGGAUAAUUUCAGAUGUCUAACCAAGAGAUAAGGAUGGCAAGGGAGCUGCGAGCAAAUUUGACAAGAUGCGCUCUGUGUUUAGGAACUUCAGAGAAGACUCGGAGGAGACGCUAAGGAAGAUGUUUGAGCUAGAUUUCGCCUCGUCGAAGAUUAGCAGGAUUAUCAAGAACAAUGAUGAUGAACUGGGCUUAGUUAGAGAACUAAUUUGGAAUAACUAUAAUAAACUAAGACAGACAUUCUUAACUUUGAUUCUUACAUCUGAAUAUCCCAUCAUUACCUGGAACGACUUCACUAUAUUCUGCAACAAGUGCAAGGUAGUAGACAAGAUAUGCAACUUAUCAAUCAUAGACACAAUAUACAUUGCUACUAAUGUUUCUCUGAAUAACAACUAGAACUCAGAUCGUGAUUUGAGUAGAUUUGAAUUCUUGGAGAUCCUUCUACGACUUGCCAAUGAGAAAUACAAGAAGACAGGGGUGUUCAAUUCAUAUGCCCCAGCUCUCUAGAAAUUCCUGGAGGAAAAUCUAUAUCCUAACAUAGAGUGCACCGACCCUUGGGGGUUCAGAGAGACUCAGCUCUAUACUACAUUUGUGAACGAAUUAUUAGUAAGGAAUGACAUAGGCCUCAAGAAGCUAUUCGGACUAUACCAACAUGGCCAGAAGAGGUUUAUCAACUAUAAGGAUGCGAUUGAUCUCAUUAAUGUGAAAGCUGAAUUGAGAUUUCUGGAUAAGCAGGUCAUUAGGCAGUUUGGCUUAUCAAAGAUGUCACACAUGGAUGUGCUAAAAGACCCAAGUUUCCCUAAUAGAAUGAACUAUAUCGAAUUUCUGGAGUUCAUAGGCAGGAUAGCAUUUGAGAUAUUCAAGGAUCACAGUGAGAUGCAAAGCGAACCACUGCACAUUAAGUACGAUGCACUUCUGACAAAGUUGUUUAAGAUAGUAAAGUUCUAAAAGCAGUUCACAUACUUAGAGAGCAACAAAUAGAAUGUAGUCUAUGAAGUAGUCCUAAAUCCUUAAUUGGCUUUGACUGGUGGACUCGAAAGGCAACCUUCUAAUGAGAGAUUCGACGGAGAUAGAAACAGUGAUGCCUACUCACUCCCAAGUGGGAGAGUUAACUACUGA
Stylonychia lemnae is the source of this 5400-nucleotide messenger RNA. The record is from the annotation of a GenBank genome assembly. NCBI's taxonomy places the organism in Eukaryota, Ciliophora, Spirotrichea, Sporadotrichida, Oxytrichidae.